Oncorhynchus masou masou (cherry salmon) is the source of this 5531-nucleotide messenger RNA. RefSeq names its product C-type lectin domain family 4 member E-like. Gene Ontology annotation, cellular component: external side of plasma membrane. Gene Ontology annotation, biological process: immune response; biological process involved in interspecies interaction between organisms. The coding region runs from base 791 to 1348 and encodes 185 amino acids. Gene Ontology annotation, molecular function: carbohydrate binding. Lineage: Eukaryota; Metazoa; Chordata; Actinopteri; Salmoniformes; Salmonidae. The transcript has 6 exons. The record is from RefSeq and is a predicted model, not a curated record.
AUUCUCUCAGUUCCCAUCACACAGAAUAAAUGUCCGUUUUGGAUUGAUGUAAAUACGUGCCUGGUAGCAGUGUUGAGGAUCAGUGACCAUCUCGCAGCACUGAAAGACAGACAAUUGCAAUAGCUAAUUAUGUCUGAAGGAAUAGUCUAUGCUGAUGUAAAGUUCAAAAAGCAACAAAGGACUGAAGGAAAAAAUUGUGCAACAGCAUCCACAGUGAAUGAUACCACACACUCUGAAAUUUCCAGAACCAGAUGCAACCAGCCAUCUAUCGACCCAAAUGCUGGUGACCCUGAUUCUCAGGAGGGGUCAAAGGUCAAACCAAGUGGAUAUGACCCUGUCAGAGUUGUUCUGGUGACUCUCUGUGUUCUUCUGAUGGGUGCAGUCAUUGGACUUGGGGUUCUCUUUUUGAAACAUAAUCAAGAAUUGAUUGUGCAGAGAACUUGCUGUAAGAUCACAGGUACUAUGCGAGCAUGUCCAAAUAAAUAGUGGCACAAGAUUCAGUCAUUCCAAAAAAGUGCUUUGUUACAUAGGCCUAUGUUUUAUAUCAUAGAAUGAACUCCAUUAAGGAAUUGGAAUUACUAUAAGAAAUUCCAUGGUAAAAAAGAAAAGAAAAUGGAAGUCACUUCAAACCUAAUUUUAAUGCCUCGGUUUCAGUCUAUUUCUGCUUUUUUCUUAUCCCACUUAGGCUGAGGCUAAGUGUAUGCAUAGUAAAUCAAUGUGUUUUCAUGUCAGUAUGGAUCUUAUACAAUCAGUAAGAUAAAAAAAAAUACAAAAUAAUUAUUCAUAUAGUAUGUUACAAAUACUUGAUUUUGAUAAGGGACUAUUGACAAAUACUUAUAUAUCACCAGGUUAUUUCUGUUCCCUCCCUCCACAGAGGAUGAGCAUCCAAUAUGUGCUCAUGAUUUGGAUGUGUCACGGGAAAAACUGCUAUUAUUUUUCCAAUGAUAGUCUGACCUGGGUUGAGAGUCAGGAUAAAUGUGUCUCCAUGGGAGGACAGCUGGUCAUCAUAGACAGCCAUUAUGAGCAGACAAUCUUAGAUAAGAAAGUUGGUGCUAUAAUGAGUGGUGGUGAAGACAAGUUCUGGAUCGGACUGACAGACCAAAAAGAAGAGGGAAAGUGGUUAUGGGUGGACGACACACCUCUAGAUUCAAAUAACAGCUUCUGGUUUGCUUCCCAAAAUGGCAAGAAAGAGCCUGACAACUGGCAAGGAGACGAGGAAAGAAAAAAUCCAGACGGUGAAGACUGUGCUAGAAUGGGAGAAAAAGAUGGUACUCAUGAUAUCAAGAGUUGGUUUGAUGUCAACUGUGCUUGGUCUCACAGAAGAAUAUGUGAGAAAAUAUUAUUCUGAAAUUUCAUAUUUGUCCUCCCCAGUUUUAUCAUUGGAAUGUGAUACAAAACAGGCUUUAGAACCGUGGAUGCGUCCGAGCAGUCGGGUAGUCUGUUUGAAGUGUUUAUCCGAACCGGAUAAAAUCAAAUUAAAAAAUACCUUAUGUCCCUCCCACUUCUAAAACCAAAGUUGCGCCCCUGUGAUACAGUAUCUGUGUGAAACUAAAAAAAAGUAUUGUAUUUUGCUAUGAACAUAAAAGUAUCUUUACGUUUCUUUUUGCUGACAUUUAUAAUAAGAAGUGAGGAUAAACUGUGUUGGUAAAUGUAUUACAGUAGCUUACUGCUGAUGUUUACAGACUGCUUGUUAUCAACAAUAUGUUUAUGCUUUAUGUGUUUUAUGCUAUAAUGUAAAACAAGCCAAAUCUACAACUGAGCCUAACAAAAAACAUGUCAGAUAUUUUCAGUUCAGCAUUUUCUUUAUUAAAGAACAACUCCACCCCGAAACUAUCUUUUGGUAUUUAUUUCAUUAGUCCAUUGAUCAUAGUAGUUAGGUUUCUGUCCAAUUGGUGACAGAUGUUCAUGCGAAUAUAAAAACAAUUGGCAUAAAAAUAGUAUGCGCAUUUUCCCACCAGAGAUGUUUCCAUCAAAAUAACAUGUUGUGGAUAAAAUGCUGUGUGUGUGUGAUGACCUAGUGAACAUAAAAUAACUGUUGUGGUUAAAUUCCCAUUCCCAAAUAUAAAAUACAAGUUAAAUGGAGUUCUGUAGUAUUUUCACCACUACUGAUGGUUUUGUGAAGAAAAAAACGUGUUUUAGCAAAUGUGCCCACUCUAGCAUUGGCGUGUGCACUAUAUAGCCAAUUAUUAUGGACAAAAGAGUGAGAUAUAUUUUAUUUGUCAAAUGACAGCCAAGCAUUGAUCAUUAUACCACCAAAAUAAGACCCUCAAUAUUUUUUCUGUAGUAGCAUCAAGCGUAUCACCUUGAACUUUCGCCACCCUGUACAUUACAAUUUAUUUUGCUAAGACUUCAUUUUAAGGGGUCCGUAUUACAGUAUAAUAAAUGUGUAAUUACACUAACAAAUAUUGUAGUUAAUUUGUAAUAACUCAUAGUUGCACUGUAAUAACAACAUGUAAUUGAUGGUAAUUGCAUUCUGUAAUUACAGAGGAUUCACAACAAAUACUUGUUACCAUGUUUGUUACUAAACACCAAUUUAGUGUUUAGUUUCUUCUCAGCUCCAUCCAAUUUAGUAUAAACUGUCAAAAGGUUGUAAUCUCUUGGACAGAUGAGCUGGGUGUCCGAGAUUACUACGGUUGGAAGCUCAACAAGCUCUAAUUACCUACCUGUGAAUGGCACACUUCAACAUCUCCUCUCAAUGUUUUUGGUAGCGCUUGCUCACCAAAAAGUGUGCCAUCUUUAUUUGUACUAUAUUUGUACUUUAUUUGUACAUUCUACAUUUCUGAAAAAGGUCGACCGAAGAGGAUGGCUGAUGUUUAACGGACUCCUAACCAACUGUGCUAUUUUGAUAGUUUUUUUUGCGUCAUUUGUAACUUUAAAAAAAAAACUUAUUUUGUACAUAAUGUUGCUGCUACCGUCUCUUAUGACCGAAAAUAACUUCUGGACAUCAGAACAGCGAUUACUCACCUUGAACUGGAAGAAGCUUUUUUCCUUUAAAACCUCUUGUGACUAGGGGGCAGUAUUUUCAUUUUUGGAAAAAUAACGUUCCCAAAGUAAACAGGAUAUUUUGUCAGGACAAGAUGCUAGAAAAUGCAUAUAAUUGACAGCUUAGGAUAGAAAACACUCUAAAGUUUCCAAAACUGUAAAAAUAUUGUCUGUGAGUAUAACAGAACUGAUAUUGCAGGCGAAAGCCUGAGAAAAAUCCAAUCCGGAAGUGCCUCAUGUUUUGAAAGCUCUGCGUUCCAAUGCGUCCCUAUUGAGCAGUGAAUGGGCUAUCAACCAGAUUACUUUUUCUACGUAUUCCCCAAGGUGUCUACAGCAUUGUGACGUAGUUUUACGCCUUUAUGUUGAAGAAUACCCGUAAGCGGCUACAUUGUGUAAGUGGUCACCUGAUGGCUCUGAGAGUGAUUCUCGCGUAAAGUACAGAGGUAGCCAUUUUUCCAAUCGGUCCUACUGAAAAACCAAUUGUCCAGGUGAAUAUAUUAUUGAAUAGAUAUUUGAAAAACACCUUGAGGAUUGAUUAUAAACAACGUUUGUCAUGUUUCUGUCGAUAUUAUGGAGCUAAUUUGCAAUAUUUUUUGGCGUUGUCGUGACCGCAAUUUCCGGUCGAUUUCUCAGCCAAAUGUGAAGAACAAACCGAGCAUUUUUCGCCUACAAAAAUAAGAUUUUUGGAAAAAAUGAACAUUGGCUAUCUAACUGGGAGUCUCGUGAGUGAAAACAUCCGAAGCUCAUCAAAGGUAAAUGAUUUAAUUUGAUUGCUUUUCUGAUUUUCGUGAACAAGUUACCUGCUGCUAGCCGGACAUAAUGCUAUGCUAGGCUAUCGAUAAACUUACACAAAUGCUUGUCUUGCUUUGGCUGUAAAGCAUAUUUUGAAAAUCUGAGAUGACAGGGUGAUUAACAAAAGGCUAAGCUGUGUCUCAAUAUAUUUCACUUGUGAUUUUCAUGAAUAGGUAAUAUUUUCUAGUAAUAUUUAUGUCCGUUGCGUUAUGCUAAUUAGUGUCAGUCGAUGAUUACGCUCCCGGAUCCGGGAUGGGGUGUCAAGUAACGAGUCCGACGAGAAGGAUAUACUGCUUUCCCGGGAGCAGGACCAUGCAUCCGCAGAACAGAGAAGCUACGGGUAAGACGAGGGGUGGGUGUGUGUGUCUAUUUGUGUAUAACAUCUGGUGCCCGAUGUCUAAUAUUAUAGAGGUAUUGACGUAUUGCUCGCCUGAGGCAGAGUACCUUAUGAUAAGCUGUAGACAACACCAUCUACCAAGAGAGUUCUCAUCUAAACUCAGCAAAAAAAGAAACGUCCCUUUUUCAGGACCCUGUCUUUCAAAGAUAAUUGGUAAAAAUCCAAAUAACUUUACAGAUCUUCAUUGUAAAGGGUUUAAACACUGUUUCCCAUGUGUGUUCAUUGAACCAUAAACAAUUAAUGAACAUGCACCUGUGGAACGAUCGUUAAGACACUAACAGCUUACAGACGGUAGGUAAUUAAGGUCACAGUUAUGAAAACUUGGGACACGAAAGAGGCCUUUCUACUGACUCUGAAAAACACCAAAAGACAAAUGCCCAUGGUCCCUGCUCAUCUGCCUGAAUGUGCCUUAGGCAUGCUGCAAGGAGGCAUGAGGACUGCAGAUGUGGCCAGGGCAAUAAAAUGCAAUGUCCAUACUGUGAGACGCCUAAGACAGCACUACAGGGAGACAGGAAGGACCGCUGAUUUUCCUCGCAGUGGCAGACCACGUGCAACAACACAUGCACAGGUGCCCAAGUUACACCAGGAAUGCACAAUCCCUCCAUCAGUGCUCAGACUGUCCGCAAUAGGCCGAGAGAGGCUGGACUGUGGGCUUGUUGAUGUUGAGGCCUGUGGAAAGGCAGGUCCUCAGCAGACAUCACAGGCAACAACGUUGCCUAUGGGCACAAACCCACCGUCGCUGGACCAGACAGGACUGGCAAAAAGUGGUCUUCACUGACGAGUCGCGGUCUUGUCUCACCAGGGGUGAUGGUCGGAUUUGCGCUUAUCGUCGAAGGAAUGAGCGUUACACCGAGGCCUGUACGCUGGAGCGGGAUCGAUUUGGAAGUGGAGGGUCCGUCAUGGUCUGGGGCGGUGUGUCACAGCAUCAUUGGACUGAGCUUGUCAUUGCAGGCAAUCUCAACGCUGUGUGUUACAGGGAAUACAUCCUCCUCCCUCAUGCGGUACCCUUCCUGCAGGCUCAUCCUGACAUGACCCUCCAGUAUGACAAUGCCACUUGCCAUACUGCUCGGUCUGUGCGUGAUUUCCUGCAAGACAGGAAUGUCAGUGUUCUGCUAUUGCCAGCGAAGAGCCCAAAUCUCAAUCCCAUUGAGCACAUCUGGGACCUGUUGGAUCGGAGGAUGAGGGUGAGCCAUUCCCCCCAGAAAUGUCCGGGAACUUGCAGAUGCCUUGGUGGAAGAGCAGGUUAACAUCUCACAGCAAGAACUGGCAAAUCUGGUGCAGUCCAUGAGGAGGAGAUGCACUGCAGUACUUAAUGCAGCUGGUGGCCACACCAGAUACUGACUGUUACUUUUGAUUUUGA